CCUCCGUUUCCCCCCAACCAAGGGCCUCAGGCGCCCCUGAGAGAUGCAAGUUGGUGAUCCAGGCUCUGUAAGCCGGGGCUCCCACUGCGGCUUCCCCGGGACCCCCUCGGAUUUCUGCCUCUUACUGGCCACUCUGGGGAAGGGUGGGCCUUGGGUGCUCUCCGAGAGCCAGUAUGCCUUCCGCUAGAGGCACUGUUUGCAAAGUGACUCCGACACAGAAGUUGCACCGUUUAUCACCGCACUUGCUAAUGUGACAGUGUUGCCGGUCUCCUAGCAUUUGUUAGGAUGCAUGCCAUGUUUACAGCGAAGGUACUCCCUCCAGCCUGUGCCAGAGAAAAACAUUCCAAACCGAUACUUAGGCCAACCCAGCCCCUUUACACAUCCACACCUCCUCAGACCAGGGGAAGUGACACCAGGAUUAUCUCAGGUGGAAUAUGCACUUCGAAGACACAAGCUCAUGGAUCUGAUCCACAAGGAAACACAAGGACACACUGGAACAGAUCACACGGUGGUUGUGCUCUCCAACCCUACGUACUAUAUGACCAAUGAUAUCCCCUACCCUUUCCAUCAGGACAACAAUUUCCUGUACUUGUGUGGAUUCCAAGAGCCUGACAGCAUUCUGGUGCUUCAGAGCCUCUCUGGGAAGCAGUUACCUUCUCAUAAAGCCAUGCUUUUUGUGCCCCGGAGAGACCCUGCUAGAGAACUGUGGGAUGGCCCUCGAUCUGGCACAGACGGAGCAGUAGCUCUUACUGGAGUGGAUGAAGCCUACACACUCGAAGAAUUUCAGCACCUUGUACCCAAACUGAAAGCUGAGACGAACAUGGUUUGGUAUGACUGGAUGAAGCCUCCCCAUGCCCAGCUUCACUCCAACUACAUGCAGCAUCUGACUGAGGCCAAAGCCAGGAGCAAGAACAAGGUUCGGGCUGUCCAACAGCUGAUACAGCGUCUCCGACUGGUCAAAUCUCCUGCAGAAAUUAAGAGAAUGCAGAUUGCUGGGAAGCUGACAUCAGAGGCUUUCAUAGAGACCAUGUGUGCUAGUAAAGCCCCUGUGGACGAAGCCUUUCUUUAUGCAAAGUUUGAAUUCGAGUGCCGAGCCCGAGGUGCGGACAUCUUAGCCUACCCACCUGUGGUUGCUGGAGGCAGUCGGUCAAACACUUUGCACUAUGUGAAGAAUAAUCAGCUCAUCAAGGAUGGUGAGAUGGUGCUUCUAGAUGGAGGCUGCGAGUCUUCCUGCUAUGUGAGUGACAUCACCCGCACCUGGCCUGUCAAUGGCAGAUUCACUUCACCUCAGGCAGAACUCUAUGAAGCUGUUCUGGAGAUCCAGAGAGCAUGUUUGACACUCUGCUCCCCUGGGACAAGCUUGGAGAACAUCUACAGCAUGAUGCUGACACUGAUGGGCCAGAAGCUUAAGGAGCUGGGGAUCAUGAAGACCAGCAAGGAAAACGCCUUCAAGGCUGCUCGGAAAUACUGCCCUCACCAUGUUGGCCAUUACCUUGGGAUGGAUGUCCAUGACACCCCAGACAUGCCUCGUUCCCUCCCUCUGCAACCUGGCAUGGUGAUCACAAUUGAGCCUGGCAUUUAUAUUCCAGAGGAUGACAGAGAUGCUCCAGAGAAGUUUCGGGGUCUCGGAGUACGAAUUGAGGAUGACGUAGUGGUGACUCAGGACUCACCUCUUGUCCUUUCUGCAGAUUGUCCCAAAGAAAUGAAUGACAUUGAACAGAUCUACAGUAGGACCUCCUGACCCCAGUGUAACUCACUUGCAACCUAAGUUUGGGACUGGCAUCCCUGCGUGUGUGCAGUCAGAGUCCACUGAUUAGACACAAGUUCCAUUGGGAGUGGAGCAGCUGGAUGAGUGUGUCAUUGCAUGCAAGGACCUGUGCACUUUAAGUAGAUGUAGCACUGGAAAAGUGAACUUUGGAACAGUCUGUUGCUAUAGCUUCAGUGACAUUAACUCUGAAAAAUUAAUGAUAGGGAAAUUUGAAUAUGUAAAUGUAAAGUAAGAUAUUGGUUAUGUGUGCCCAUGCAUUCCAGUCCACAAGUUUCAACAGAAAAUUCUUUUCUCAGUUCUUCCCUUUCUGCAGUUCGACUGCAAUCCACUUAAUAUCAUAAGAUACUGUGUGAGGCCCAUAUUUUGAGCUCAUCACCAAAGUCUCUGCCUGUGCUAAAAGCCACCUGUUAGUGAUUCUAGUACGUACCAGCUAUGACGUAUGCCUCCAUAGUCCAGGUUUGCAUAUCUCCUGGUGUCCUGUAGUCUUUCCAUUCAGCCACAGUCUAGAUUCCAGCAACUCUAGCCAUCCAAUGAAACAGACUGAGCCUUUUUUGCCAUUUGGUUGCCCAGGAUCUGAAGAGUGUUUAGAAGAUGAAAGAAAAGUUAUUUUGUGUGUGUGUGUCUGUGCGUCUAUGCGUGUCCCCAGUAGAUCCAGACUUUGACCCUUUGUUAUCUUCAUUUUCUCCAGUAUCCGCCUUCCUCUGUGAGUUUUUCUUCUGAGACAAAACUUCACUAUGCUGCCCAGGUCGCUUAUAGGUUGCUUUCUUUUGUUUUUUGACAGGGUCUUAGGUAGCCAAGGCUGACCUCAUACUAACUGUGUAGUCGAUGCUGGCCUUCCUGCCUCUACCUCCCUAAUGUUAGGGUUACAGUGUGCCCUCUGGCCUGGCUGUCCUUCGUAGAUUUGAAUGCACCAUCUUCAUAGCUACUUUGUAGCUCUGUGUUGGCCAAGGGUCUGUCUUCCGUUUCCCUUGUUAAAGCCAGAGUAAUGGCACUCGGGCUGCAUGGUGACACACACUUGUAAUCCCAGCCCUCUCAAGUCAGAGGCAGGAAGAUUGUCACAAGUUCCAGGCCAGCCGCAGCUACAUAGUAGGAACUCGUCUAAAAAUAUAAACAAAUGAUAACACAUAAUAGCACUCAUUUUUCUGAGAAAUACCUCUUAUUCAAUUAUUUCUUCUAAUGCUGAUAAAAAAUCAAAGUAUAGAAUCAUUCGGUACUGUGAACAUCCUGUGGCCCAUAGCUCUGGCUAAUGCUAAGGCAAGAAUGGCAGUGGCAGAGUCGGGUUUCCCUAAACACAGAAUCACAUUCAACUGUAGAGCUCAGUGUGCAUGGUGAACAGGGCUAGAUUAUUGCACAUGGCUUGUUCAAAAGCAGCUGUGAUGGAGGGAAGCCCUAAGAGCCAGUGUGUUCAAUUUUUAAACCUGAAUAUGUGUGGGCCCACAAUACACAAAGCAUGCUGUUUAUUACAGCAUAAAUCCAGGGUCUGGCUAGGGUCCCCCUCUGCCAUAUUUGUGUUAUUGAAGCACAUGCUAGAUUAGCAGUCUCUGCAGUGCAGGAAGUU
Messenger RNA from Nannospalax galili (Upper Galilee mountains blind mole rat), 3326 nucleotides. It is a transcript of the gene Xpnpep3, whose product is annotated as X-prolyl aminopeptidase 3. Gene Ontology annotation, cellular component: mitochondrion. The coding region runs from base 290 to 1741 and encodes 483 amino acids. Gene Ontology annotation, molecular function: manganese ion binding; metalloaminopeptidase activity. The record is from RefSeq and is a predicted model, not a curated record. Lineage: Eukaryota; Metazoa; Chordata; Mammalia; Rodentia; Spalacidae. The transcript has 10 exons.